GCACCCGGGCGGACCCGCCCGCUCGCUGUCCCGCGCACCCAGUAGUGCCGCGGGCUGCCGGGCGGGGCCGAGGAGCAGGCUCGGCGCGCCCCCCACCUCCUCUCGGUGAAGCUUGGAUGAAACACUUGAACCGCAGCUGCCACCCCUGCUUUGGGGCAGGCGGCGUGGGGCUCCGCGACGGGGACUGGGUCUGGGCGCAGGGGCCAGGAGCCGGACGACGAUGUGACUCAGCCGCUGGCCACCCGUGAGCUGUGUGUGGACCCCGAGUUCCACCAGGUGAGAAGAGUGAUGACCAUCCUUUUCCUUACUAUGGUUAUUUCAUACUUCAGUUGCAUGAAGGCUGCCCCCAUGAAAGAAGCAAACGUGCGCGGACAAGGCAGCUUGGCGUACCCAGGUGUUCGAACCCAUGGGACUCUGGAGAGCGUGAAUGGGCCCAAGGCAGGUUCAAGAGGCCUGACGUCAUUGGCUGACACUUUUGAACAUGUGAUAGAAGAGCUGCUGGAUGAGGACCAGAAAGUCCGGCCCCAUGAAGAAAACAAUAAGGACGCGGACUUGUACACUUCCAGGGUGAUGCUCAGUAGUCAAGUGCCUUUGGAGCCACCUCUUCUCUUUCUGCUUGAGGAAUACAAAAAUUAUCUGGAUGCUGCAAACAUGUCGAUGAGGGUCCGGCGCCACUCCGACCCGGCCCGGCGCGGGGAGCUGAGCGUGUGUGACAGCAUUAGCGAGUGGGUCACAGCGGCAGACAAAAAGACUGCAGUGGACAUGUCAGGCGGGACGGUCACCGUCCUUGAAAAAGUCCCUGUGUCGAAAGGCCAACUGAAGCAGUACUUCUACGAGACCAAGUGCAAUCCCAUGGGUUACACAAAGGAGGGCUGCCGGGGCAUAGACAAGAGGCAUUGGAACUCCCAGUGCCGAACUACCCAGUCGUACGUGCGGGCCCUGACCAUGGAUAGCAAAAAGAGAAUUGGCUGGCGGUUCAUAAGGAUAGACACUUCCUGUGUGUGUACAUUGACCAUUAAAAGGGGAAGAUAGUGGAUUUAUGUUGUAUAGAUUCUAUUGAGACAAAAAUUAUCUAUUUGUAUAUAUACAUAACAGGGUAAAUUAUUCAGUUAAGAAAAAAUUAAUUUUAUGAACUGCAUGUAUAAAUGAAGUUUAUACAGUACCGUGGUUCUCCAAUCUAUUUAUUGGACACACCCAUGACCAGAAGGGAAACAGUCAUUUUGCGCACAACUUUAAAAAAAGUCUGCAUUACAUUCCUCGAUAAUGUUGUGAUUUGUUGCCGUUGCCAAGAUUGAAAACGUAAAAAAAAAAAAAAGUUAAAAAAAUAAUAAAUUGCAUGCUGCUUUAAUUGUGAAUUGAUAAUAAACUGUCCUCUUUCAGAAAACAGACAAAAAAACCCCAACAACAAAAAUUUGAACCAAAACAUUCUGUUUACAUUUGAGACAGUAAGUAUCUUCGUUCUUGUUAGUACUACAUCUGUUUUACUGCUUUUGAACUUCUGAUAGCGUCGGAAUUAAAACAAUGUCAAGGUGCUGUUGUCAUCGCUUUACUGGCUUAGGGGAUGGGGGAUGAUGGGAGGGGAGUAUUUUUGUUUGUUUUGUGGGGUUUUUUGUUUGUUAGUUUUUUUGUUUCGGUUUUGUUUGUUUGUUUGUUUUUCUUUCUUUUUUUUUUUAGUUCCCAUGGGGAGUAGGGAUGGGGAAAGAAUUCCUUCAGUAUAUAUUCUGGUUGAUAAAAGAUUCAUUUGUAUGUUGUAAAGAUGUUUGCAAUAUCAAUCAGAUGACUGGAAAGUGAAUAAAGAUGAAGGCAACUGAAUGAAGAAGUGGUUACUCCAGGUCCCCACUCAGCACCCCCAGGCUCUCACCAGCCCUUGGGCCUUGGCCAGGGAAAGCUGCUUUUGUUGCAAAGCUCUAGGUUUACUUAGAGCACAUUCUUUCUCCCCCUCCCCCUUCGGUCGACUCUUUGUUUCCUUUUCUCUUGAGGAAGAAAAAUCAGCUCCGUGCUCUGAAAUACAUUACCAUUGCUAUGAAUGAGUAACAGAUUUUUUCACAUCGUGGCACUCAUAAGCAUGGUGAUUUUUUUUUUCAAUGAGAAAAAGAACAACCCAGAAAUAAAAAUAAAGAAUUUUUUUGAUAAGAGGUAAAUAAUUUGGGUAAAUCAUAGGAAGGCUUAAAAAUGUCUCGGGAGCAAAAGAUGGAGUUCCAUGUGGACUCAGGAAAGCCUGGAUCAGAAUGGGAGUCCACACUGCCAGUGAAAUGAGACUGACCAGCCAUGUGGAGGCUGUGUGGAUCGGACACCAUUUUUGGGUGGUGCAGGAGGAAUUUCUGAGGGGCCCUCCUGAGGUCUAGGUGGGGGUGGGGAAUUGUACUUGAGACAUUCCAAAAGGUAGGCCCCUGAAGGACCCUUCAGACAGAAGUGGCUCUGGAAUGACGCGUGUCAAGUUGCUUUGGACCUCACGCUUUAAGUGCCUAUAUUAUCUAACUGUGCUAAGAGGUUCUCACUGGAGGACCCUGCUCAAGCUGACUUAACGCCCUCCACCCCUGGAUAAUUGCGUAAAAGCUGGAUUAGCCUGGAGCAGGUUCAGAACCAAGUGUGGCAUUGUGAUUAUGGAGAUUGCUGCAAUGAGAUAGAAGAUGUUUGCUACCUGAACACUCACUGCUUUGAAAUUAGACUUGAGGAAACCAGGGUUUUGUCUUUUGAGAACUUUCUGUGUGGGGGAAGGGAACAGGAAAAGACCCUAAAACUCAGGUUGAAUGAUCAAGGCUACCAAUAGGUAAUCUUGUCCAGAGACAAGACUUUGGGAAGGUGUCUGGACAUCUAGGACACCAAAGACUGGAAGAGGCCAGGACAAAGCAGGCAAAGUUUUGCCCCCCGGUGAGGGCCACAGCAACUUCUUGCCCAUCCUGCCUGUUCAUGGAGAAAGUCCCUGCCUCACCUCUGCUGUCUUGGGUUUGGAGAAGUCAAGUUGGGAGCCUGGAAUGAUGGUCCUGAGAGAAAUGGACCCUGAUGAAAAUUAGGGCUAAGCUUACUCACCCAUUCAGCCCACUGUCCAAGUCUGAAAGUGUCCUGGACCGGUGUCCAUGGGUAUCAAAAAGUCUCAAGAAACUGCUGUAUCUUAGUAGGGCAAGGAAUAAGCAAAAGAGGAUUUCCACCAUGACCCAGGGAAUGAAGAUACCAUCAGCAAAUCAUUUCUCUUUGUUCAGUCUUUAAUUUAGAAUGAGCCUGUCUUUCGAAUUACCACCUGAACAUCUACCAUUAAAAGAAGGAAGAAUUUAUGUAGCAUGGGUCUGUUUUGUACUAUUUGAAAAUACCGUCUUUGUAAUUAUUUUUUAACAUGUAAUGAACAUUGGGAAUAUCUGCUGUAUGUUAUCUUUUUGCAGCUCUGUUUUGAGGGAUAAAAUUAUUUAGGGAAAAAAAGUCCCCAUCACCAUCUCAAAGUGCUGCAAAGGCCAGAUCUGUGAAGCGGUUACGUAGGAGAUAUUCAGCAAUUGUGUGGUCAGUGGCUCUCUCUCCCUUACCCAAUAGGAUACAUCACAAUCACACGCUUGGUGGUUUACGUUGACCUAAAAUUUAUUUUGUUAAAACCUCUCUCUGUUGCUGUUCAUUUUUGUUCUGUUUUGUUCUAUUUUGUUUUAAAGUCUUGCUGUGGUCUCUUUGUGGCAGAAAUGUUUCAUGCAUGGCAGCGGGCCUGUUGCUUUUUUAUGGUGAUUCCCAUUGAAAAUGUAAGUAAAUGUCUGUGGCCUUGUUCUCUCUAUGGUAAAGAUAUUAUUCACCAUGUAAAACAAAAAAAAUAUUUAUUGUAUUUUAGUAUAUUUAUAUAAUUAUGUUAUUGAAAAAAAUUGGCAUUAAA
Molecule: messenger RNA, 3847 nt
Organism: Artibeus jamaicensis (Jamaican fruit-eating bat)
Lineage: Eukaryota; Metazoa; Chordata; Mammalia; Chiroptera; Phyllostomidae
Gene: BDNF
Product: brain derived neurotrophic factor
Exons: 2
Coding region: 289-1032 (247 amino acids)
Biological process (GO): positive regulation of collateral sprouting; cell surface receptor protein tyrosine kinase signaling pathway; neuron projection morphogenesis
Molecular function (GO): nerve growth factor receptor binding; growth factor activity
Source: RefSeq, a predicted model, not a curated record